AUGUCCAUGACCAGCGCUCAGAUGCAGGCGAUGCUCAACACCCUCCAGACGGAGCUUGGCAGGAAGAUGGAUGCUGCACAGGCAGCCACUGAUCUGAAGCUCGACAACCUGAUGGGCCUCCACGAUGGCCUGUCUGGAGAGAUGAAGACCAUGGAGGCCAAGUUCGACCAGAAGGUUGCCGAGAUUAACAUGUCCCUGGGAGAGCUGCGUUCACAGGUCAAUGCAUCACGUGCGGCGAGCUCACGCGCGGCGUCCAGUGAUGGCUCAACGCUAGGAUUCACUCGUAUGGCAGGCGGAGAUGGCAAGCUUCGGCGUGGAGAAGCCAGACCAAGUGAUCCAUGCAAGAGAUUCAUCGGCACCUUCCCACGCACCUUAUUGGGCAAAGAAAUUGAGAUGCACUGGAAUACCAAGAUAGUGCCAAAUCUACCGCGGGAGGUGAUUGAAGGCUGCAACACCAAGUUCUCGGGGUCGGCGAAGAGCUACCAGCUUAUCUUCACCAACGAGCUCCUGGCGAAACGUUUCCAGGAUCUCAUCUCGGAGGUGGACAUCGACUGGGUUGAUCGUCGCACUCGAGUCUCUCAUAACAUUCGCAGUCGUGCAGAUCUGCCUUUGGUUGUUCGUGCCAAACAGCGUGCUGCCUCAGUCAUCUACGGCAAAACUCUGGAGCUCCUGAAGGCCGGCCCUCACGGUGAUGUGAUGACCCACUGCAGGCUGGGCGUCAACGGCUACCAGGGCCUCAUCAACCUGUACACCGACGAUGAAGUUUGGGAAUUAUUCACGAUCCGUGGUAAUGAGCAGUGCGGCUACAGCUUCGACCCGAACACGACGAACCUUGAGAACUGGGGAGUGAGCAGGGACAAG
Molecule: messenger RNA, 861 nt
Organism: Prorocentrum cordatum
Lineage: Eukaryota; Dinophyceae; Prorocentrales; Prorocentraceae
Source: the annotation of a GenBank genome assembly